Molecule: messenger RNA, 8690 nt
Organism: Bradysia coprophila
Lineage: Eukaryota; Metazoa; Arthropoda; Insecta; Diptera; Sciaridae
Gene: babo
Product: TGF-beta receptor type-1 babo
Biological process (GO): cell surface receptor protein serine/threonine kinase signaling pathway; cellular response to growth factor stimulus; protein phosphorylation
Cellular component (GO): signaling receptor complex; plasma membrane
Molecular function (GO): ATP binding; transmembrane receptor protein serine/threonine kinase activity
Source: RefSeq, a predicted model, not a curated record
UUAGCCUCUUGUAGCUGUUUUGUUAUUAGCUGGAUCGUAUAACUCUGUUAGCUCUGCUGGUAUAAUGGGUAUAAUGCAAUUUUGAAGUAUAUUAUCUGUCAAAGAUUCUUGAAGUCCGACAUUUGUAUUUUUUCGUGAAUGUGUGUUUGAACAAUAUAUUUUUGAGCACAAAUUCGGCAAAUUUACUCCAAUAUUUCAUUUCGUGUACUCGCGAAACUAUCAACUCUAUUCCCGAAAUGAUAUUGAAAUGACAAUUAAGUGGUUUAAAUAAGUAAAAAGUGGAGAAAAUCAUGUGAUAAAGUGGUUUUACCUGUGCACCACCAUUGAAGAUAUACUAUAUCACAAAAAAAAGUUGUGUGUUUUAUACAAUGGUAUCUUACACAAAACAUCGAUUUUUCUUUUUAAAAAAAUAAUUAAAUAAUUUAUUGAAAUUGUAAAUAUAAAUUUAAAUAAUGUUUCAAUAUUGGGAUAUUUGAAUGUCAUUUUUGUGCGCAAACAUACACUCAACUUUGAUAAUAUCAAUUGAAAUUUUUAUUGAACAAAAAAAAUUAUGAAACUGAAGAAUGAAAAUAAGAAAGUGGUGCUUCUAUUGAAUUCGCUUGAUUAAGCCAAUUACAUUGUGCUAAUUGUGUGUGUUUAUAAAUUGAAAGCUUAACAAAAGUAAAAGAAACACAAAAUUUACGGGACAAAAAAUGAAACAACAAAUGGCAAAACAUAUCAUAUUAGCAAAGCCGCUGAUCGUAUGCAUAAUAUUCUAUAUGAUUGCAUCGACAACAAGGGCUGCUCAUUUAGUUCGGCUACAUCGAGAAAUUGGUGACUCAUCUAGCGAACAUAAUAAUUUUACAAAACACUCACUGGAUGAAGAGGACAAACAAAAUAUGAACACAGACAUUGAAUCGUUACCGGUUGUGGCACCAACAGAGAUGAAAAGGAAAAUUAAGUGUCACUGCGACAUUUGCAUCGAUGAUAAUUUGAUCUGUGAAACCGAUGGUGUGUGCUUCACCUCCGUACAGUUACAAAAUGGAAAACCAACUUACUCGUACAGGUGUAUCGAUGAGUGGCAAACUUUUCCGCCGGGUCGCUCAAUUUGGUGCAAUAAUAGUACAAAAGGUCCAACAGCUCGGCCAGCGUUUAAAAUCGGCGGUCAUCUCUGUUGUGCUGAGAAUUUUUGCAAUAGUCGUUUAAAGCCAAUUAUUUAUGAUUUUUCGAAGCACCCGUAUACAAUUUUCGAAGGAGAAUUUCUCGGUAACGAUGGCUUAAACACAUGGGAAUAUGUUGUUAUUAUAUUUGGUUCAACAUUAUUAAUAUGCGUAUUGGGAUUAUCGUCGUACUGGUUGUUUCAGCGUAGAAAACGUGUGUCUAAUGAACGUCCAUUCAUACAAGACGAUUCGGUUUGUGAUCCUAUUUUGAAUGGCAAUACUAUUCAGGAUAUAAUUGAAAUGACAACAUCUGGUUCAGGAUCGGCAGGAUUGCCACUUUUAGUUCAACGUUCAAUCGCACGACAAAUUCAAUUGAUUGAAGUCAUCGGAAAAGGACGUUUCGGAGAAGUGUGGAGAGGACGCUGGCGUGGUGAAUAUGUUGCUGUAAAGAUAUUUUCAAGUCGAGAGGAAUGUUCGUGGUUCCGUGAAGCGGAAAUUUAUCAAACCGUUAUGCUGCGUCAUGAAAAUAUUUUAGGAUUUAUUGCUGCAGACAAUAAGGAUAAUGGAACUUGGACCCAAUUGUGGCUGGUAACUGAUUUUCAUGAGAAUGGCUCCCUGUUCGAUUACUUAACAGCGCAUACAGUCGAUUUGGAUAUAUUGGUAUUGAUGGCAUUCUCUAUUGCCACCGGUUUAGCUCAUCUGCAUAUGGACAUCGUUGGCACUCGAGGUAAACCUGCCAUCGCACAUCGUGAUCUCAAGAGCAAGAAUAUUCUUGUUAAAUCAAAUCUUAGCUGUGCCAUUGGUGAUUUGGGCUUAGCUGUCAGACAUGACGUCAAAAACGACACUGUAGAUAUACCAUCAACACAUCGAGUUGGUACUAAACGAUACAUGGCACCAGAGGUGUUGGACGAAACAAUUAACACCCAUCACUUUGACUCAUUCAAACGUGCUGACGUGUAUGCAUUCGGUCUGAUUCUUUGGGAGUUGGCUAGGCGAUGUAAUAUGGACAAUAAUUUCGAUGAAUAUCAAUUACCCUACUAUGAUGUCGUUCAGCCAGACCCAACGAUUGAAGAAAUGAGAAAAGUCAUAUGUAUCGAUCAACAACGACCAAUUAUACCGAAUCGAUGGUCUUCAUCGGAAGUACUCACUAGCAUCGGAAACGUAAUGAAAGAGUGUUGGUACCAUAAUCCAACAGCUCGUUUAACUGCACUCAGGAUUAAAAAGACUUUGGCGAACAUAAAUUAUGUCGACAAAAUUAAAGCCUAAAGGAGUUUUGUAGCUUUUUAAAAAAAAAGUUCUUUUUUACCUGACGAAAACAACAACUGAAAAAAACAACUUUAUAUCUGUGUAACCGUAUAUAACGUAAGUAACGUAUUUUGUUAAGGAUUUCUCUUUACCUCAUCCCAAUUUUUUUUAUUUGUUUAAUUUACGUUAAUUUAUUGUAGCGUACUUUAAUUCAAAUAUUCAUUUUUGUUGAAUUUUUUUAUUAUUACAAAGAAAAACUUGUUAAAAUCCUGUAACCUUUUUAUAAAUACGAAUUUUUAACAUUUCUAUGUAAAUAUGAAUACAGUAAACCGUAAGUGACUAUAGUCGGCAGUAAGGGUAGCGGCACAUAUAGUCUGAUAAAACGAUGGAGUCAAUAUUUUUUUCGGGUCAGAGAAACAAGACCUACAGUUUGUAAACCAAAGGCUUAUGCAGAAACAGCAACAGCUGAACAUCUCCAGCUGGUCGACAAAGACAAUAUCUUUGCAUCGAAAACAAUUCAAAGGCAAGCUACAUACAGUGCAUACACACGUACAGGUCAUCUAAGUGCGCACGUAACACGUAUGACUGUAGUAAACUUGUUGUUUAGAAUGAUUGUAUAUUAUACAAGUAGAUUGUGUUUUUUGAUCAGCUGGUGACGUUCAGCUGUUGCUGAUUCUGCAUAAGCCUUUGUUUAACAAACUGUAAUUAUUGGUAUAAAUUCAUUUACCGAAUUCACUGAAAUGUAUACUAAAAUUUACCGGAAUUUACUGAAUUUACCGAAAAACAAAUUAGGCAAAUUUUCGGAUUAAUUUCGGUAAAUAAAUUAACCAAUUAUUUGCCCUACACUGAAAGGCUCCGAUUCAACCUGGACCCGAUCAUCAGUUUAAAUAAUUUUUGUUGCUGCGAAUGUGCACACAUCUGAAAGGACAUAGCACUGAAUAAUGCAAAACGCAAAACUAGCGGCAAAAUUCAUAGGAAGUGAUGUAUUAGGUUCAAAUCUACUCUGAUUCACAGAAAAAUGUAAAAUUUAUGAGGUUUGAUAUUGGAAUUUUCAAUUACGGAGGCAUCUUCCAACCUCCGAUAUUAACAUUGAAUCGAAGCAUUUGCCCAAGACUUAUUCGAUUGAGAUUUUUACAAUUGACGUACCCAUUAAGGCAGUACAUUGAAUGUCUUCUGAUGUAUCAGGAAUUUAAAAUUUUUCGGUUGGAACACUUAUCACUUCCUUAAUUAAAAUUUCGAGUAUUUUCCAUCCGCCUAGUCCACCAACUGUCGACUAUGGUCACAUAAUUGAAAAUAGUAAAAAAUAAAAUUCAAACUCGCCAAAAUAAAACCUAAACAAAAUGAAAUCAAUCAUUACCCACAAAAAAAAAAAACAAAAUUCAUCUCAACAAAAGUUCAAAGCAUUCAUUCAAAUUCAUAAAACAAAAAAUAUAAAAAAUGUUCCACACACUUGUUCAAAGAAAGUAAGAAAGAAAAAAAAGAAUAAAAUAUUGUGUCAGAAGCGUUCAUUAUUCAUCGUUAAAUUUAAAAUAUAAAAGAAAAUGAAAUAUUUAAAGUUGCAUGUGCUCCAAAAUAUUUAAAAAAAAAUAAUAAAAAUUGAUUUUAAGCAAACGUCUCAAAACAGCCAUAAACCAUUUACUGUAAUAAAUAUAAUGAAAAACUAUACCUUACAUCUAAAUGAACAACAAGACAUGGAGAAGAAGAUUAAAAAAAAAAUAGUUCUGAUGAGAGAAAUCUAAGUGAAAUAGAAGAAAACAAAUUAAAACAAAAAAAAUUUAAACUACAAAAAGAGAAAGAAAAUGAAAAAUGAAUUAUAUAAUCCCCAAUUUAUGCGUUACAGUCGUUUAUUGGUGGUUAUUGGUUGUAUCUGUGAUAACCUUGGAUGUUUGUGUUUGUUAAACUAUUGUAAGAAUGAAAAAAAAUAUUGAAGUAAAAAGAAAAACUUUUAAUUGUAAGAUUGAACUGAAGUAAAUUUAGAAGGAAGUUACGAAACCGUUGUCGUUUCAUUUUUGUCAUCGCUAAUGAUCAAAACAAUUUCAAUAUGCAACGGAUUUAUGUUUAAUGUCAAUUACAGUUUAAAAUGAACCAGAACAAAAAUGGUUUACUUUGAAGUUUCAGUUUCAUUUAAAACAAAAUGUGUGUGUCGUUGAACAUAAACUAUUUUAGACUUUUUGCAAUAGCGUUUGUUACGUAAAAUUAACACAUUAUAUGGUGGUCCGAUUAUUAUUUAACCAUCGUAGGGAGUUUUGAUUAGCCUAGGUCCUGUCCCAUUUUUGUAAAAUUUUUCUCCUGGUUCUAACAACCAGGAUCUAUUUUUGGGAAAUACCUAGAAUGUACCGUUAGUAAAUUCGGAAAAUUUUGGCAAAUUUUAACAAAAUUUGAAAGAUUCUGAGAAAAACGGUAAAAAAAUUGUGAAAAAUCAACUUCCCAAAAAUAUAACCUGGUAAUAACAACAACUAGAGAGCUCACUUAAAGGAGGAUUUAGUUUUAGAACACCGAAACCCAUUAAAUACAUCACCCGCCUGUCAAACUCAGAACGGGUCAGAUAUCCCUUGCUCUCAACCUGAAAUUCAAGUCGACCUGAAAAUAUCUGAGUCUGACCUGACCUGACCUGAAUUUACGUGAAAUCGGAAACUUAAUAAAAGUUCAGGUAAGUCAGCACAGGUUUCAGGUAUAUCUGAAAAAAAUCCCAGAUAUACCUGAAAUCUGACCUGAUUUACAGGUUUCAAGGAAAUUCCAGUCAGGUAAAAAUUUUGAAUUCAUGUUCAGAUUUAAUCAGAUUCAGAUAAUCUGAACAUCACGACCUGUUCCGAGCCCUACUCGCCUGUAAUGUGCGUGUGAAAAUAAACAAAUUUGCAGGAGAGUAAUGUCCUUUCGUUGAUCAUUUUUUUGAAACUCAUAAAAUUGUACCUUUUAUUCUACUAUAGACACGGAUCGAGCGAAGUUGUCGAUGUAAUAAGAUCAAACGGACAAUGAAUCAAUAUAAGUGUACCUGAAUGUGUAAUUAGUAAAAUCGGAUUCGAUUGGCGCUGGAAAUUGUUCAGUAAAAGCAAUAAAAUUAUUCUUCCAUUUCCAUUUGAUUUUUUUGUUUUCCAAUUUACACAUUUAUUGAACCAUUUCGUCACAUUUUCAAUACGAGUUCUUCGUACCACCAUCACAAUGAUUUUUUUUGGUUCGUUUUUCACAUUAACAGAUUUUAGAGGAUUUUGUUUUCUUAUUUUCACCACCUACAAGUACAAUUUAUAAGAAAAAAGAAAAGCAAAAAACAAAAAAAAAAUAAAAAAGAAACUAAACACAGCAGAGAUAUAUUUUGUAAAUCUUAUGAAAAAUAAAAAAAAAUAACCGGAAAAGGUACCUUUUACAAAUUGCCUGCAGCAAAAAAAAAAUAAUAAAGAUAAUGGUAGAUGGCAUAAUGUAAACGUUUAACUAUUUUUAUUUUGUUGAUUAGCGAUGGCAAAUUGAUGACGAUGUACUAAAAUUUAGCGAUUAAUAAAUAAUUAUUGAUAUAGAACUAUGAAUAUAAAAAUUACUUUGUCACAUUAAUAAAAAUUAAGAUUUGGAGAAAGGACGAAAUGAAAUUAACCUUCUACAAACGGCUAGCCAUCUGUUAUCGGCCACAAAGAAUCGCAAAUUAUAAGUGUAUAGUUCUGACCGGACAGCAAAGAAAAGUAGGUUACAACAAACGAAGUAACAGAUUUUUGAUCAACCAUGCUUUCAACAGAUGAAGUAACAGAUUCAAUGAUUAUAUCAUACAUCUGCCGUUUUUAAAAAGUUAAAAAAGUAAAAUAAACAAAUAUCCCGUAAUAUGCCAAUCAAGCCAAUCCCCAGUGAAAACAAUGAAAUAUUCCAUAAACGUACGUUUCUUUUCCCCUCUUUCCAAAAUUUCCAAAGUCAAAUACAAUAAGCAACAACAAACCAACAACAAACCAACAAAACAUUUAACAUAAUACAACAUAUCCAUUACCUGCAAUAGUUAAAACGUAAAAGAAAACCGAUAAAGAAACAUAGCGAAGUGAUAUAUUAUUAUUAGUGAAUGUAAUUAUAAAUUUAACAUUUUUUUUUAUAUUGCAUCCAACUAUACGAUUAAUAUAACUUAUUUAUUGAAUUUUUUUAUAGAAAUGAAAAGUCGUUUUAGGUUGUUCCCCCUAUAGACUGGAAGUAAAUUGUGUUCAAACAUGAUCCAUGAUAACGAUUGAAUAAUUUGCGCUAGUAAACAAUGUUAAUAUAUCAGACGUCAUGAACCAGAACAUUCAACUUUAUUUUUUGCAUUCUACAAAUAAUUGAAAUAUUUUCGGAUCAUUCUAAAAAUAUCUGCCGAAUGUAAAUUAAAAACUUUGUUUUCGUAAAGGGCUUACGGUUAUCUGACUAUAAUGAAAAUAAUUAUGACAACGUCAGAGAUGAACACUUUAAUGUUGCUUUCAUAAACCAGCAUUACAAGUGAUAACACUGUAGCAGUGCGUCAUAAUUCUGUACUAAAAAAGAGACAAAGUUUUACGUGCUAGGAAAAUUGAGACAUUAGCUUCAUUAAAUUUGCUUCGAUGACACUCGCAUGAAAUUUUAAGACGAAUAAUGUUCAAAUUCUGAGAAUUUAGGAUUUUAAAAGAAACCAUCUCCGCAUCAAUAUAAUCAUGAUACCAGAUUUUCCACCUUUAAUAGAUCGAUUCGCGUCAGUAUUUGUCAUUUUCAUCAAUAUAUAGAAAUACUUAGCAUUCCAACUGAUUUCCGUUUUGAAAAGAUGAGUUAACGUUAGAGCCGAUUGAGAGAAUCAAUUUACAAUUGAGAAAUUAGUUUUUUUGGACGAUUCAGGCAACAAUUACCGAAAUUUCCUAAAAAUAAAUCGUCCGAAACAGAUACGUGAACAAAUACCUCCAAAGGGACUCCAAAAUUUCAUCUUUGGGUUAGGUCAUCGAAGCAUGUUUACAUUUCCAACUUUCUAGAUUUGGAAAAUGAUGUGAUCUGUUGCUGGUUCUACAAGAAAUUCGUUGAACCAAUUGAUAAUCUAGAUUUUUAUUUUCAGAAUUUAUUUUAGCUUAGCGCUCGCUAAUUACUUGAUACCAAAAUGAAUGAUCUAGUUUUUCAUUUGCUAAACCAAUUGUUUGUGGAAUCAUUUACAAGCACAACAACUCCUAAAACAGAAAACAUGUCGAACUUUCCAUGUAUCCUCAUCUGGAUCAGAGUGUGUGCUAAUGAGCUCUAACCUCUAAUUUGAAUGAAAAAUGUAGUAAAAAUUUAUAAGAAUCUUCAUGGCAAUAAGUUGUCUUGAAAUUGAAGUCAACUUUCGUAAAUAUUUGUUUGGAUAUUCUCAAAAUUUCUUCCAACUGUUUCCAACGUUUCUUCAGUUUGAGUUAUAAAGCAAACGCUUCAAUACUUAUCAUGGAUUUGAAUACAAUUUAUGUUUUUUUUCUUUUAACUAAAAUUUUUGCCUCUUUAUCCAAUUUCAACCAUUCGGUAAAUAUAGUUAGUUAAAAGAACACUUAAAUACAACCAACAGAAAGAAAAUAGCUCCAUUGAAAAGUACGUAAACAAUAGUCAAUAAAAAGUUUUUAUACAGUCGGCAACACAAAAAUAAAUAAAUAAAAAGAAAAAUGUUAAUAUAUACAACACAACCACACAACAAAUAAUUAUAUUAUAUGCUUCAAAAUAUAAACCUUAAUUAUAUAAACAAGAAAAGAAGGAAAAGAAAAAACAAUUUGAUAAAAAUAUAAUAUAUUUAAACAAUUUAUAUUCUAAUAAUUAAUAAUGAGCACAUGAAAAUGAAAAAUUAUUAAGUUUUUGGCAGUAUGUAUUGAAGGUAUGGAGUACGAACGAUAAGAAACCCAAUGAAAUUAACAUAUUACGUAAUUUAUGGUUUUUUGCCCCCUACACAAUACAACAACUGUUUCCAGUAACGUUAAAGAAAAAGAUGAAACAUAAAACUAUUUAAUUAAAAACACAAAAUGAAAUUAAAAACGAAAUUGAAAAUAGGAAUGGAAUGCUCAACCCUUCAAAACAAUAAAAACUAACAUACAUUUUAUCUACGCGCAUUUAAACUAUAUAAAAAUAGUUAUUUAUGCAACAGAGUGAUAAAUGGUUUUUUAUGCAUUAAGAUGUGUAGAUUGUUACUCGGAGCCAUAGGCCUAGUGUGACAAUACACAUCGUGUGCCUAAAAAAUCAUACCAAGUUACAUACAACAUUUUUCUCAAAAAAGGAACAUUUCGUCAUUGCAUUGAGAAAAAGAAUUAAUUCGUAAUUCAUAGGAAUAUAGUGAGCAUUGGAGAGCCUAAACACCCAUUAGCAUGUAAGCGAGACACUUUUUCGUUUUAAUUA